GAUCCUCGCCGGUAUUUUCGUGUUUGGUUAGUUUGAUAUGUGAAAUCAUCACGGAGAGGUUAAUUAUUAUCGAAAUUUCAAGUGAAAAAUAUGGAAUGCAGUGAUUUACUCAAUUGUGCCAUUAGAGUGAAACAGGAGUCUAAUCAUGUGUCGCUUGUUGAAAAUGAUAGUGAAAUGAUUGACGAGAAGCCCGAUCUUAGAAACUUUCAACUGGUAUCAUUUUCACCAGAAAAUUCGAACCAUACGCUUCAAAAAUGUGAAGAAAAUCAUGGAAGUGAACUUGAUGACGAAGUGGAAAUAGUUGUUGAAUGUGAAGACGUCAAGCCCAACUUUGAUUUAUUAGCAGUGAAGAAAAUUGACGAUUAUUCUCCAAAUCACUUGCGGAAUGUAAUUGAUAGUGAUGAUAAAACUCUAAACAUUAUUAAAAUAGAACCCCCUGGGGAAGUGAAAAAAGAAAUUAUUUGUGACGUUACUGAAGAAUCAAAUUUGAAACUUGAGUGUGAACUCAUUGAACGAGAUAAAAAAAACAGAAAUACAAAAAAGGCCGACGAUCAAUAUAAACUCAAAGCACAGGUGGAUACGAUGCCUAGCAGAAGCAUCCACACAUGUAAAACAUGCGGAAAAACAUUUACACAUAAAAUUAAUCUUAAAAUCCAUAUUGAUUCGGCGCACAAAGAUGUCGCGAAUACGUGCACUGUAUGUAGAAAAAAAUUCACAUCUAAAGGUAAUCUUAAGGCUCACGUGAAUAACGUGCACAAUCGUACAAGAUAUGAAUGCGAUGUAUGUGCAAAGACAUUUUCACAAAAUAAUUAUCUCAAAACACACAUCGCUUCAGUUCAUAAUAAACUCGCAUUAAAAUGCGAUAUAUGUCACAAGACAUUCGCAACAAAAUGUAAUCUCCGAAACCACAUCACAUUUGUGCAUGAUAAAAUCAGUCAUAGAUGUGACACUUGCGGAAAAACGUUUACACGAAGAGGUGAACUCAAAAUUCACAUAGAUGAGUUGCAUAAUGGUAUCACCCAUACAUGUGACACAUGCGGAAAAAAGUGCAAAUAUAAGAGCAAUCUUAAAAUCCACAUCGAUCGGUUUCAUAAUGGUAUCACCCAUAUGUGUGACACGUGCGGACAAAAGUUCAAGUAUAAGAGCUAUCUCAAAGUCCACAUUGAUGUGAUGCACAAUGAUUUCGCAUAUACGUGUGAUAUUUGCGAGAAAAAAUUCACAACUAAAAGUAAUCUUAAGGCCCACGUGAAUAACGUGCACAAUCGUAUCAGAUAUGCAUGCGAUGUAUGUGCAAAGACAUUUUCACAAAAUAAUUAUCUCAAAACACACAUCGCUUCAGUUCAUAAUAAACUUGCACCAAAAUGUGAUAUAUGUUACAACACAUUUUCAACAAAGAGUAACCUCAAAGUCCACAUUAGUGCGGUACAUAAUAAAAUCACUCAUAGAUGUGACACUUGCGGAAAAACGUUUACACAAAGAGGUAAACUCAAAUGUCACAUAGAUGAGUUGCAUAAUGGUAUCACCCACAUGUGUGAUACAUGCGGAAAAAACUUCAAGUAUAAGAGCAGUCUUAAAAAUCACAUCGAUCAGAUUCAUAAUGGUAUCACCCAUUUGUGUGACACAUGCGGAAAAAAGUUCAAGUGUAAGAGCAGUCUCAAAGUCCACAUCGAUGCGAUGCAUAACGGUGUCACACAUACGUGUGAUACAUGUGGAAAGAUAUUCAGAUUUAAAUCAAGGCUCAAAGUCCAUAUUGAUUCGGUGCAUCACUCAGACAUUACAACUUAAUGAACGUAUACAAUUAAAUGUACAAUGUUCGAAAG
Messenger RNA from Trichogramma pretiosum, 1820 nucleotides. Its product is annotated as zinc finger protein 658-like. The transcript has 3 exons. Gene Ontology annotation, molecular function: DNA-binding transcription factor activity, RNA polymerase II-specific; RNA polymerase II cis-regulatory region sequence-specific DNA binding. NCBI's taxonomy places the organism in Eukaryota, Metazoa, Arthropoda, Insecta, Hymenoptera, Trichogrammatidae. The coding region runs from base 91 to 1785 and encodes 564 amino acids. The record is from RefSeq and is a predicted model, not a curated record. Gene Ontology annotation, biological process: regulation of DNA-templated transcription.